Molecule: messenger RNA, 1788 nt
Organism: Ylistrum balloti
Lineage: Eukaryota; Metazoa; Mollusca; Bivalvia; Pectinida; Pectinidae
Product: DALR anticodon-binding domain-containing protein 3-like
Exons: 13
Coding region: 1-1788 (595 amino acids)
Biological process (GO): arginyl-tRNA aminoacylation; tRNA C3-cytosine methylation
Molecular function (GO): tRNA binding; ATP binding; arginine-tRNA ligase activity
Source: RefSeq, a predicted model, not a curated record
AUGGAGGAAAACGAAAGUAGGCACAUGUUUCUCGCUUCCGAUACUAGAUCAGAAUUACUUUCUGAUGUCCAGAAAUGCUUAAAGUCUCGAAAUAUUUCUUACGACAAAACAUCUGUGGUCAAAAGAGUUCGAGAUCUUUAUGAUGGUGACUACUGUAUUCCUAAAGGCUGCCUACCAAAAGUCACGAAUGAGGUCUUGGAGGAAAUUUGUGCAGAGUUGAUAGAAUCAAAUACAAAUCGACAUUUAAAGAUAUGCAAAGCAACAACUUCCAAACACUUUGGCUUGACAUUCUACCUUGAAAGGCCAUUGACACUGAAAUCUACUCUGGUGCCAUUUUGGCAGAACAGAAUUGCUGAAUCUUCGUUUUGUAAUGUUGGGAAAGGUAAACAUGUCUUGGUUGUUUCUUCUGACUGGCACAAAAGGAACAGUGGUGACCUGGAGAACUUACGGUCCACUGUUUUGACGGAACAUGUGACAUAUAUCUUAAAGGAAGCAGGGUAUUCUGUAGAAGCUGUAAGAUGUUGUCAACAAAUCAAAACUUUACCAGAGUUACUGGACCUGAAAAUUCCAAGCAUAGGGUUAACAGAUCAGAUCUCUGCAGACUGUAAAGAGUUGGUUAAAUCUCUGGCCAUGAAUAACAGCUACUGUAAAGAAAGUCACAAGUCCUUUGACCAACGUGACAGUGAUGUUCCAUGUAAACAUGUAAAGUUGGAGAAGGACAGCUCUGUGUGUGAUACAGGUGAUUCUGUAAGCAAACCGUAUGUGGUGGACAGAGAAACAGGACAGCACCAGACCAAGGUUGUACUUAAUCUCCAACAAUUUGUAGAGGACAAGCAGUUGCUUGUUGGUAAAGAUGGCUAUGAUAAGAACCUGAAAUUCUCAGAAUUUUUAUAUGGAGGAGAUAUGAUAUCAGACACACUAACAGAAUCUUAUCUUUUACACGAAGCUGUUGGAAAAUUACAAAAGUAUGGAGCAGGAACUAUUGUCUAUGUAGUACCUGACAGUGGGUAUUUCUCCCAGCAGAGAGUAGACCUAUCAACUAGGGCCAUCUGGCCUCAGGACCAUUCCCACAAACACGUUUACCUUGUCCAUGGUCCAGUCAAAUCCAGGAGACAGACACAAGCUAACCUUAAAACUGCUGCAGACUUCAUACAGCUGAGAUUUUCUCAGAUGAAGGCGGCUGCGUUAAUGAAAUAUGGAGAGGAGGUUAAUGGUCCAGGAUGGCAGUCCACUAUUUCUGUUCUCACUUCGGCAGGGAUCAAGUUUGAAAUGCUCUCAACUGUCAGCAGAAGUGCAGUUAAGCUGGAUUUAUCGGAAGGCGAGAGUGGAACUGGUAAUGACAAUCGAACUGGUUCUUUUGUCAUGUAUAACUGUGCAAGGCUAGCGACACUCUUUAAGCACUAUGAAGAUUCAGUAAGGAAAGGUCAAUACCCUCCACUUCCAGAUAUCAAAGAUGUGGAUUUCAGUCUCCUCAGAGAAGAGGAUGAGUGGUCAUUAUUCUUCCUGUACAUAUUCCCAUACCCUGACUUGAUAAGAGAGACCAUUGAGGAACUGGUACCGACAUCAGGUGGCAUCUCAACCAAAAUACACACGCACAAGAUCUGUAACUUACUCAUAAACUUCAGUCAUAGUCUGAGUUCCUACUACAGCAGGACACAUAUCUUAGGGGAGAACCGCCCCCAUCUGCUGCCGUUGAUGUAUGCUCGUUUGUACUUCCUGAAGAUCGUGUUCAAGGUACUGAGUCAUGCCCUCAGUCUCAUUGGCAUAGAACCCAUGUCACAGCUGUGA